This is a messenger RNA of Cordyceps militaris CM01, 1803 nucleotides long. RefSeq lists its product as uncharacterized. The record is from RefSeq and is a predicted model, not a curated record. The coding region runs from base 1 to 1803 and encodes 600 amino acids. NCBI's taxonomy places the organism in Eukaryota, Fungi, Ascomycota, Sordariomycetes, Hypocreales, Cordycipitaceae. The transcript is spliced from 2 exons.
AUGUCCGACAUUCGUGGUUAUGAAAUCUUUCACUUUGUGACCGACGCCGCGCUCUUCGUCACCCUGGUAGCCUCGAUAUGCUUCACCAUAUGCGCCGCGGUCCGCCUGCGUCGCCGCCGCGACCAAGCACGCAGCGUGUUUUCUUGGGUCAAGAUUGCAUGGCUCAUGUUCACCAUCGCCGUCUUUUUCGGCUUGCUCGAGAUCGCAACCAUAACCGUCACAGCCCGCUUCUACGAGACGGCCUAUUAUUCCGACAGCGAGAUACAGGGCGGCGAGGUAGACUUGGUUGCCCGCAUAUCGUCUGGCGCUUCAGCUCUUGCGCAUUUCUUCAACGUCCUUGCCGAGGUCCUCUUAUAUCUCACCCUCGCUAGUUUCAUCCGAUGCCUUCGCUAUGUCGCUCCCCGCGACGAAAAACACGCCCGGCGUCAUAAAUGGUCUCGAUACUCUGUUUAUGUCGUCUCCUUUGGAAUAACCAUUCUCUCUUUGGCUGUUUUCAGUGUUGGCAUCUACUGGAUUGUUCUUUCCGAGAUAUCAUCCUCGAGCAACGGAAUUGCUUGGGAUAGAUUGUACAACAAUUACAUCACCGCUGCCGCCGUCAUGUCACUCAUAUGCCAAGCAGUCCUCGUCUUUCUCGCCGUCUCCAUGCUUAUUCGGUCCUGCGUCCUACGACGUAAACUUCGAGCGUCAAAGUCGGUGCAGAAGCCCAUGCGAUACCUCAUUGCGUGCUGUAGCCUCUGGGUCCUUCGUGCUGCCUUUAACAUCUACAAUACCGUCAUUCAAAUAUUCGAUCCCGACUACUUCACCCCUUAUGUUGAAGCCAGAAUCAGCUUCAACGAAAUUCUAUCCGUCGUCUUCAUGACAUGGCCCGUCUUUAUCAGUCUCGUCAUUCUCUAUUAUUUAGGUCUAGACAGGAAGACUGGACUCUCCUCUGCUAGCAGCCCGUUGCUGAUGGCAGACGGUGAAAGCCAAGUAGCCUCAUCGGAAUUUCUAUCCUCAGACCAGCCGUUAGUCACGCCGAUGACUGAGCGCGGCAUUGCCCCAACUUUGACGCCCGCAAGUCAACGUCCCGCGAGCUUGUUCGACUGGGAUGGCGUCGCCGAUGCACCCCCCGAGUACUCCCCGCCAGCUACUCAACAAGUCGUCUCUUCUGGCACCGCAGCCCCCCUUUGUACUCAAGCGCCUAUUAUCAGACGACCUCUUCCCCCAUCCGCUUCACGAUCUACCAAUGAAGUGGUGCGACGAUCUGGGGAGGUGCAAGAGAUUUCGGCCCCUCUACCUGACACCGAGGCACAGCAAGCCGCAACCCCCGCGUCGUCAAGUAUGCCGGCGCGAGCAUCUCAACCGUCGCCGAACCGGACAAGCCUGGGGCGGCCGAUAUCGCCAAUGGCCAGUCCGUCGUCGACGGAUAACGAGUUGAUGGGCCUCUACCACCAAGCAGAUGGGCGCACUCCACAAUCAGAGUCGUCCAGUGCAUUGCCAUCGCACGACGAAGCAAUGGGCUUAUACCACCAAGCCGAUGGCCGACCUCCAGCGUCGGAGACCGACUCCUCCAACCUACUACCUUCACACGAAGAAACAAUGGGUCUAUUCCAUCAGGCGGAUGGCAGGCCGCCGGGAUCGAGCAACCGUGCUGUGCCGCCGGGAAAUCCAGAUUUCGCCCUCUUUCAGCCGUCCGCCACCAGACCAGAAACAAUAUCUGCGCCUCCGUCACACGAUGAGGCCAUGGGCCUGUACCAUCAGGCAGACGGCAGGAUGCCUCAGUCAGAAGUGCUGCCUCCAGAAAACGAGAAGAAGAAGAAAUAA